CUGCUCGCGGGCCCAGCAGGCGCUGCGUCCCGGCGCGUUGGCAGUUGGCGACCCCCCUUGACUCCCCCUCUGCGGCGGGGCUCCCGGUGGCCUUUGGAGGCUCGGCGAGUCGGCUCCAAAUGUUUUCCAUAUUUGUUCAGCCUCCGUAAUUCGAAUACCAGGGCAGGCUCAGCCCGCCCAGCGCCGCGCUCCGGGGCCCAGCGCGCUGCACACGCACCCACCCACCCACGCAGCGGCCAUGGGCAAGGACAAGCAGCCCCGCGGCCAGCGCAGGCAGGGGGGGCCGGCCGCGGACGCCGCCGGACCCGACGACAUGGGGCCGAAGACGGGCAAAAGGGCCCCCAAGGAGUGCGGGGAGGAGGAGGCCCGGACGUGCUGCGGCUGCCGGUUCCCGCUGCUGCUCGCGCUGCUGCAGCUGGCCCUGGGCAUCGCCGUGACCGUGCUGGGCUUUCUCAUGGCGAGCAUCAGCUCCUCCCUGCUAGUCAGAGACACUCCAUUUUGGGCUGGGAUCAUUGUCUGCCUAGUGGCGUAUCUUGGUUUGUUUAUGCUUUGUGUCUCAUAUCAAGUUGACGAACGGACAUGUAUCCAGUUUGUUAUGAAACUCUUGUACUUUCUGCUGAGUGCCCUGGGCUUGAUGGUCUGCGUGCUGGCCGUGGCCUUCGCUGCCCACCACUAUUCGCAGCUCACACAGUUUACCUGUGGAACAGCACUCGACGCCUGUCAGUGCAAACUGCCCUCCUCAGAGCCGCUCAGCAGGACCUUUGUGUACAGGGAUGUGACUGACUGUACCAGCAUCACCGGCACGUUCAAACUGUUCUUACUCAUCCAAAUGAUUCUUAACUUGGUCUGCAGCCUUGUGUGCUUGGUGGCCUGUUUUGUCAUGUGGAAACACAGGUACCAGGUCUUUUACGUGGGUGUCCGAAUGUGCUCCCUGACAGCUUCCGAAGGCCAGCAGCAAAAGGUCUAACAUACUCGCUCAAAGGUGGGAGAGAAAACAGCACACUGACUAGCUGGGGUCAAAAAAGGAAAAGGAAAAAGAGAAAGAAGAGGAAGAAAGGAAGAAAAAAAACUUUUGACAAUAACUAAUAUUCACUGUUGUAAAUGAAUAUUUUUCUAUUUUUCAGGAAAUAAGAGCAUUUCUUCAGGUUUCUAUAGUAUUUUUAAAAAUUCUUACAGGGAAAAUAAGAUCCAAAUUGACUUUAAGACAUUAAAAGAACACUGAACGGGGAAGGAAUGGCAUACAUUUAUUUUUGCAGGUUGGAGUUUAUUUCUUAGUACAGAUUACCCCCACCCCCGCUUUCUGAACAUAGAGCAUUCCCAUGAAAACUUCUGUGAACCGAAAUGGCAUAAAGCGAAAGCACUGUUUUGUAGAAGCAGAAAUCUUCAGAUUUCUUUCGGUUGGCGAAAAUGGGUGCUAAUGUAGAUAUUUCCUAAAGCAAAACGGCGUAGAGCAAACUUUCGGAUAGCGGGGAAAACCUGUACUCAUUUUAUUCAUUAUUUAUAUAAUCCUCUUUCCUGUUCAGUUUAUAGUGUGCGUUGGCAUUUCAGGACCACUUGCUAAAUUUUGCAGUCGUUUCCAGAACUUCCCACCUCCCCCCAUUCCUUUCACUAUGCCUUGGAGAAAGGGGGGAGAGCUGAGCAACUAGGUUGACUCUCUGGAUUUUCCCUGGUAGAGAUGUCUUCAAGGCAUGAAACAGCUUCAAGGGUCAGAGUAGAAAAGGAAGAGACUUUGCAAAGGCUAAAUAAUUAUCAGCACCUGGGCUGGGGUGGAGGCCUUUUCUCUUCAGCUCCCUUAGUUUGGCUCUGUAAGUAGAUCACUUACUAAAUACUUUGGAUGAUUGUCUGCUUCUCAAUAAUUGAAAGUUGGUGGUAGUUGUAUUCUUAAUGAUGUAGAAGGCUUAAAAAUAAUUACAUUAUGCUUCUAUUCUACCAUCUAAAACAAAUCAUUAAAACUAAUUUCUACCUAAUUGUUAAUUAUAAUUAUGCUCAGAAGCCUACUUAAUGAGCCCUGUCUGUACUUAUGUAGCACCAUCGGCAUUAGGAGAAAUUACUCUCACAAGAGAGGAGGCUUAAAGAUUCUUUCUUCUGAAAGCCAAGCUUUACAAAGGAGAAGAAAAAAAAUUUUUUAUUAAUAGCUCAGGUUAAAAAUACUCAUUUAAACAAAAACAAGAGCAUUUGCAAUGGGAAAUGUUUAUACAAAUAGCACAUUUGUGAUACGUUAUAAAGUAUCUCUCUUGGCAGCUAAGUACUUUUGAGGAAGACUGGGUAAUGCCGAAGUGUUCCAUUCACAAAAGUGCAUCUGAUAUGCAAUCCUAUUAUUGAUAUUUAUAUCCAGUCAACCUAGAGACUUAAACUAAUGUCUUGAUGUCCUUAUUUGAGCAUAUGCCCAUUGACUUGGAAGGUAAUUUUUAUUUUGUUUUGUUUUUAAGUUACUGUGACUUAAAAAAGCACAGGCACGCUGGGGUGGGAGUCUUUUCUCUCUUACUUGGUUCUGAACAAUACCAAUAUUUUAAGGAAGGAGCUCAGAAUGCAAAUGCAUGCAGCAUUAAUGUUAUCAAGAUCUUUCUCUCUUAGCAUGCUCUAUUGAAAUCAGAAAUUCAAGAUAAUAAUUGAGAUGAAUUUGCCUCUCCACAUUGCCUAUUGAUAUACUCUGCUAGUCAUGAAAUUCUACCCUAAAAGAAAAUCAUUUUCUUGUUUGCCUUAGAAAAUAGUUGAACAAUUCCAUUGGUUGUGAUGACAGUGUCAAUUUCUACACAAUAUAAAUAUCCAAAUAAAAGGGAAAACAUUAAGUCAGUUAGUUGGAGAAUUGUAAAAAGCUUUUAUGUCCUCCAGAUAAAACACCUGAUUAACAGAUGUUAAAACCUUUUUUUUUAAUGUAUUGACUUGCUUAAAAAAUGGCCUUCCUACACACCAGCUCAGGCCAAGAACUCACACUUAGUGGAUAAUGGGGCGCCUGGGUGGCGCAGUCGGUUAAGCGUCCGACUUCAGCCAGGUCACGAUCUCGCGGUCCGUGAGUUCGAGCCCCGCGUCAGGCUCUGCGCUGAUGGCUCGGAGCCUGGAGCCUGUUUCCGAUUCUGUGUCUCCCUCUCUCUCUGCCCCUCCCCCGUUCAUGCUCUGUCUCUCUCUGUCCCAAAAAGUAAAUAAACGUUGAAAAAAAAAAUUAAAAAAAAAAAAGACUCUGGAGCAGAGGUUGGAUUACAUGCAAAAACUAUAUCGAGAGAACACCAAGCAUCCGGAUGAUGACCUGAAAAAAAAAAAAAACAAACAAUAACUGAAUCCAUUCUGAUUUGGACAGUUUUUGACAUAAAGAAGAAAAUGACAGAGAAUCUGAAAUAUUGUAGGCUGUUCUGUAAAGAGAGAGAAACUGAUGAUUUAAUGCUAAUUGCUAUGAAUCAGGCACCACUAGAAGCACACCCUGAAUUCCUUUUUAUAGCAAACACUACCGGUUUUAUAUUAGAAAAUUAAAAGUCUACACAUCACUAAGGUGCUCAAUGUUUUACAAACAAUUCACAGGGUAUUUCACAUGGUAGAAUAACUUUAGCUUAUGUGUUUCUUUUUCUAAAUAAUGCAACCAGAAAAGGAUGAGACAGUAAGUUUGAUAAUAAUCAGGAUAUAUACAUAUAUAUAUAUAUAUAUAUAUAAUUAUGUAUGUAAUUAAAUCAUUCUUAAAUCUCCAAAGGAAAAAAAUAAUCAUAAGUGAAGGAAGGAACAAAUAAAUAAAGAAGGAAAGAAACCAAGAAAAGAUUCCUGUGCUGUGAACUCACUGAGUAUUGAUACAUGUAAGAAUUGUGUUGCAUGAAUAACAAACUGCUUUACGCUGGAUUUAAAGUAUUUUGAGGUUGUGUUUUGCAAAUAUUGAAGUUACAAUAACCGGCAACAGAAAAGGAACAGAGACACAGCUUUACACUUAGCAAAAUGUUACAUUUAAAAUCUGACAAGGAGCCAAGAUGGUGACUGUCUCUUCUAAACCAUAAAACAGUAAGAUUUGCGCAAUCCUCCUCCUCUUCCACCUCCUUCAGGAGAAUUAAAUGAAUCAAGACUUUGGAAAGAGUGGAAACUGCUGGGACUUGGCAGUACUUGAAAUAGGAGGAAUACAGCAGCCUAAAUGUACAGACUUUGUAACCAAGCCCACCCGAUCGGUCUGUGCCUUCACGUGACCACCAUCUGUGCCUCCCUCGCUCUGUCCAAAUUUGUGGAGGCAGCUCCUUGGAGCCAAGCCUAAAAAUAUAGCUACACCAGGCCCUAGAAACUGUAGUCAAGUAACAGGCCUGACUUUUUUCCCCUCUUUGAAUUAAACGUCUGUCUAUAUGAUCUCUUUGGAGGGGUUUCCAGCUGCAAUAGCCAUGUGUUCUGACAGCGAGAGCCCAUUAUGUGUGUGUUUUCUGUUCACGGGCAGGACAUCAGAAUCUCUUAAUAUUCUUGUACUUCUCCUCUUGCAUGCAUUGUAUCUGGAAUAUGUUUAUAGAUUUUUAGUAAAAGGUGGGGUAGAGGUUAUCCAAGGAAGAUUCUGAAGGACAACAGUGGAGCAGUUAUUUAACCAGAAACAAACUGAGAAGGUGCCCUGAAAACCAAUCCUAUCCUGUCACAAAACAUACCUUCACAUUUUCUAGUAAUUACCUCUCAACUAUUGCCAUGGAGCCGUUAAUUUCUGUAAAUCAUGCUGGCUAUCAGUUUUUACUAUACUCAGAGAACUCUGUCAUGAUUUUAGAUGUACACUGAAUAUUCAGGACAGUGUUAAAAAGAGCUGAUGGCCUAAUAUACUGACUUGUGGUGGAAACAUUUGUUUCGAUGGAGGCUCAGUGUUUCAGCCUGGGCAAUGAAUACCUUAAUUCUUUUCUUCUGAUUUUCUCGAUUAUCUUCUUGAUUAUCUCAAAUGAUUAUCCCCUUCAGAAAUAUCGGUCUGCAUUUUGGUGUUGUGAUUUCAUUUUCCUGCCAUUGAUGAAAUAGUGAAUAGAAAACAAAGUGCUUUCUACAGGUAUGAAGUGGUGAUUUUUAAAGGAGAUGCAUAUGUGCAGAUUUUCUUUGUUAAUAAAAUUUUCAUAAUCUCUGAAAA
Prionailurus viverrinus (fishing cat) is the source of this 5053-nucleotide messenger RNA. It is a transcript of the gene SSPN, whose product is annotated as sarcospan. The record is from RefSeq and is a predicted model, not a curated record. The transcript has 3 exons. The coding region runs from base 239 to 967 and encodes 242 amino acids. NCBI's taxonomy places the organism in Eukaryota, Metazoa, Chordata, Mammalia, Carnivora, Felidae. Gene Ontology annotation, cellular component: sarcolemma; dystrophin-associated glycoprotein complex.